AUGAGAGAUGAUGGGUGGGAGCCUUUGCUUGCAACUGCUAAAUCAUUUUGUGAAGAAAAUGAUACGGAUAUUCCUAAUAUGAAUGCUCAUUACACUAGAGUUCGAGGUAGAUCUCGUCGUCAAGAUGAAGGGUCUUCGACAACAAUGGAGCAUCAUUUUAGAGUUGAUAUAUUUACUGCUGCAAUAAACUUCCAGUUACAAGAAUUGAAAAAUAGUUUUAAUGAGCAAGCUGUGGAACUUCUCAUUCUUAGCGUCGCUUUAAGCCCUAAAGAUGCAUACAAAUCAUUUAAGAUUGAUGAUAUAUGUAAGUUGGCUGAGAAGUUUUAUCCUCGAGAUUUCACCGAGCAAGAAAAAAUUUGUUUGAAAUUUCAGUUGCAACAUUAUAAGCUUGAUGUGCCAAAGCAUCAAGAUUUUCAAAAUAUGUCUACAUUAUCUGAGUUAUGCAGAGGAUUGGCAAUUUCAGAAAAAUCAAAGAUCUAUCUUUUGAUUGACAGAUUGAUUUGCCCAGUGUUGACUCUCGCUGUUUCUACUGCGACUACAGAGCGAGCUUUUUCUGCCAUGAAACUUAUAAAGACUAGAUUGCGUACUAGAAUGGAAGAUGAGUUUCUUGCAGACCAUUUGGUAGUAUAUAUUGAGAAAGAAAUUGCUAAGAAUUUCACUUCAGAGAUGAUAAUGGAUGAAUUUUAUUCCAUUAGCAAUCGUCGUCGAGCAUAA
This is a messenger RNA of Corylus avellana, 714 nucleotides long. Lineage: Eukaryota; Viridiplantae; Streptophyta; Magnoliopsida; Fagales; Betulaceae. The record is from RefSeq and is a predicted model, not a curated record.